This is a messenger RNA of Ctenocephalides felis (cat flea), 1000 nucleotides long. Its product is annotated as putative transcriptional regulator cudA. The coding region runs from base 99 to 959 and encodes 286 amino acids. The transcript has 4 exons. Lineage: Eukaryota; Metazoa; Arthropoda; Insecta; Siphonaptera; Pulicidae. The record is from RefSeq and is a predicted model, not a curated record.
GUGUCAUGUGAUUCAGAAUGACUUGGAACGUCGGAAAAACACUAUAGAUUUUCUGGUGCAAAUAUAAACUUCUCCUUUGGUAAAAAUGCAGAAAUCAGAUGAAAUCUUGCCGCCUGCCAAUACUUUCCUCGAUCCUCCUCUUUGUCUCGAUUGCUGCAGCAGCAAAAAUGCAGCAGCAAGUGACCUUUAUGCCUGCUGGCACCAGCAUUUUUCACUUCAUCAGAUCGCCACAUAAAAGUGCAUUCGCCAUAGCAACUCCUCAUCUGCGCCAAAUGUUCGUGGCAAGAUAUUCUGCUCCAGCAGCCUCGAAAAUAAGGCCUGCUGCAGCAGUUGCAGAAGUCACCGAACAGCAAGACGAUGUAUAUGAGACAGCAGGAUCGCAGAAAACUUACCAACAACCUGGUUUAGGUCAAUAUGCAAAUGCCAUUCCUCAACCAGCUUUCGCCGAAGACAUAAGACGUCCAGCUAUUGAAGCUAUACAAAAAGCUUUGCUGCUCCAGCAACAGACAUCACAGUUGCAACAACAGUCCCUUCAGCAACUACAGCAACAAUCCAUGCAACAGAUUCAACAAAAUCAGUACUAUCAACCUCAACAGCAACAGUAUUAUCAACCUCAGCAAGUUCUAAGCAACUCAGUAUUGCCUCAGCAGCAGUAUUACCAGGCACCAGCAAAUGAUCAGUACUAUCAACAAUCGACACAGCAAGUGCAACAAUACUAUCAACCGCAAUUCGAUCAACAACAGUUGCAGGCUUUGUUUCAACAACAAUAUCAGCAAAAGACGGGUCCAGUGCAGUUCCAACAGCCAUCAGCUGCAGCAUCAGAAACUAGUUAUAAUUUAGCUGAAUCAGCAGCAAAUAUUGAACAUCAGAAUACUAAACAGUUGGGUGUUGCUUACUCGCCUUCAACGGAUGUUUCUAGUUUUAAAUAUGCAAGUCAAGGAUUGAACUAUAAUUUUUGAAAAUAUUUAGGAACAAAAUUGUUGUAAGUAUUAAUUAUUUA